This is a messenger RNA of Geodia barretti, 1109 nucleotides long. The record is from the annotation of a GenBank genome assembly. Lineage: Eukaryota; Metazoa; Porifera; Demospongiae; Tetractinellida; Geodiidae.
AACAAGACUGAGAGGUUUCAGUGCAACGUGCACCACUGUCCAGUUGAUUGUCUGUGGAAGUGGAGUGACUUCACUGACUGUACCUGUGAAGAUGGACGGAGCCUUAAUCGCAGGAGACACCCCAUAAUUAUACAGGCACCCAAGUACGAGGGGACACCCUGUCCAGACUUUGUGGUGACUAAUGAAACCGAAGAACUGGAGUGCCGAGAUGAGCUCUGCAAGCAAGGUAGAUCAUGCGAGAGUGGGAAGAGUAUAUGCAACGGAGAGUGCAUAAUAGACAAAGAUAAAGACUGCAUUCCAGACAACCAGGACAAAUGCCCGAAUGACCCAUUGCCAGAGAAAGAUACAGACGAUGAUGAAGUUGGGGACUCGUGUGACAACUGUAGCGAGAAAGAGAAUCCAGAGCAGAUAGACAGCGACUCGGACAGAAUCGGAGACGAGUGCGACAACUGCCGCUAUGUUUACAAUUACGACCAGUCGGACGCGGACGGCGACGGCUGGGGGGACGCGUGCGACACUUGUCCGUACAUAUACAGUCGCAGCAACUUGGACCAGGACAAUGACGGGUGGGGGGACAUCUGCGACAACUGCAUCUUUUACUCAAAUCCGGAGCAGGAAGACCGCGACAAUGACUUUCUGGGAUACCUGUGCGAGGCUGACAAAGAUGGAGAUGAAAUAGUUAACCAAUAUGACAACUGUCCGUUGCUCUACAAUCCGUACCAAGAAGAUUCCGAGAUGGAUGGAAUUGGAGAUGCAUGCCGGAGGACUCUACCUGAGGCAGCACUGUUCUCUGAUGUUCCCCUGCAGAUCCGCUGAGCAGACCAUCAACAGUGCUAGGCUGGAGCCCCCUACAUUUAUUAAGACCGACUUUGUACGUUUUUUAGGACAUAUAAUGCUAUAUAGGACACAAUAGGUUUGAGAGCUAAUAGCACACGUUUUUCGUACACAUCACCCACCAGCAAGCAGUAGGCUUUAUUUGGGGCUCGUAUUAUAAGCACACAAAGAAACUCGUACAUACUUACCCUUUUGUAGACCAUGCAAGAUAUUAUAGUGUUGUUUAUAUAACAUUGUCAAAUCAACUCCAGCUCAAUCAAAAAAUCAUGUACAAU